AUGAGUACUAUUGAAAAACUACUUCCAUCAGAAUUAAAUUUGGUGCAGUUCGAUAAUCCAAAAUUGAUAGCCACCAAACAUAUGCCAACACUUUCAACACAGACCAAACAAGAAAAAUAUUGUUUGGGAAGUAAUGUUAGAUUGAUGGAAGCUGGAGACUAUGUUGAUGAGGCUAAACAGCAUAAUUGUACAGACGUCUUAAAUAGUAUAUUACCACCAAAGGAAUGGGAAAUGGAUGGUAAAAUAUUUUCUCAACAAAUAUCCAUUCAACCAGCCACUAACCGAGAUGUGAAAAAUCUUGUUGAGAAAUUUGAUACAUAUUUAAAAGAAUACAACGUCAAAGAGGUGGGGAUUUGCCCGAUCAAACAAGAAAUAUACAGUCAAUGUUUUAGUAAGAAUGCUUUUAACUACCUAUAA
Molecule: messenger RNA, 417 nt
Organism: Macrosiphum euphorbiae (potato aphid)
Lineage: Eukaryota; Metazoa; Arthropoda; Insecta; Hemiptera; Aphididae
Source: the annotation of a GenBank genome assembly